CAUGAACAUGAAAUUUUUUAGGGUACGGGUGACAUCGUACGCCAUCUAAUAUGCAAAACAAAAUUACCGAAUGUGACGGAGAGUACACACUACACAGAGUACCAGACUACAGAGUACAGUGAGUACAGUACAGAGUACAGACUACAGAGUACAGUACAGACUACAGAUUGAUAAGACAGAAAAGAAAGUCAGAACUCAGAACACACACACAGUCGGCUCAUCAAGAUGGUGCUUGAAAGUACUAUGAUAUGUGUUGAUAACAGUGAUUAUAUGAGAAAUGGAGACUUUCUUCCAACAAGACUGCAAGCACAGCAAGAUGCAGUAAACUUAGUUUGUCAUUCUAAGACUCGUGCAAAUCCUGAAAACAAUGUUGGACUUAUCACACUAGCAAAUGUUGAAGUUUUGGCUACACUAACAAGCGAUGUAGGUCGUAUUUUGUCGAAGCUUCAUCAAGUUCAGCCCAAUGGCAAUUUAUCACUGAUUACUGGAAUUCGAAUUGCACACUUAGCUUUGAAACAUCGUCAGGGAAAGAACCAUAAAAUGAGAAUUGUUGCAUUUGUUGGAAGUCCUAUUCAAAUUGAUGAGAAAGAAGCUGUAAAAUUAGCUAAGAGACUGAAGAAGGAAAAAGUCAAUGUUGACAUCAUAAGUUUUGGAGAAGAAAGUGUGAAUAACGAAGUGUUAACAGCAUUUGUCAAUACCUUGAAUGGAAAAGAUGGCACAAGCAGCCACCUUGUUACAAUCCCUCCAGGACCACAUUUAUCUGAUGCACUCAUAUCUUCUCCCAUCAUCCAAGGUGAGGAUGGCAUGGGUGGUGCUGGUAUGGGUGGUGCUGCUUUUGAAUUUGGAGUUGAUCCUAACGAAGAUCCUGAACUUGCACUGGCCUUGCGAGUGUCUAUGGAAGAACAAAGACAGCGUCAAGAAGAAGAAGCGAGACGUAAUCAAGGUCCUGACGUGCCUGCUACAAUCAAAGAGGAAACUGCUAAAGAUAUACCAUCUGAGGAGGCUCUGUUGAAACGUGCUUUGGCUAUGUCUCUUGAGGGUGACGAAUCAGUUUCUACCGAAUCAGCAACACCGAGUGCAGGCGUUCCUGACUUUGCUCAUAUGACAGAAGAAGAGCAGAUCGCAUUUGCCAUGCAAAUGUCAAUGCAAGAUCAGCAAGUCGAAGGAACACCGAAAGAAGAACCAAUGGAUGUGGAAGAGGAUUAUGCUACUGUGAUGGCUGACACUGAAUUUUUGCAAUCUGUGCUCGAAAAUUUGCCUGGUGUUGAUCCACAAUCAGAGGCUGUUCGUCAAGCCGUUGGAUCGUUACAACAAAGUCGAGACAAAGAUAAGGAGAAGGAAAAAGGAAAAGACAAAGAAAAGAAGUAAAUUAUUUCAGAUAGGUUUUUUAAUUAAACUUGUAUUACGAUAUUGAAUUGAAUUAUAAAAUGUGGAAUGAAAAAGAAAACAGAUGCUGCUUUUGAUUUUGUAAAAUUUAUACUAAAUGCUAUUAUUUAAAAUUAAUAUUUCUUUUGUAAUGUUAAGCUCCAUUGAGCAAUUUUUCUUAGUUGUCAAAUUAUAUUGUUCACAGAAUAUUCUUAUGAUUUUAUAUUGAAAAAAAAUUAAUACGUUUUUCAGUGAAAAAUUUUUAUUAAUUAUUAAUUAAUUUACAUAUUCAAUGAAUCAAAUAAAUUUCAAAUUAUAGC
Phymastichus coffea is the source of this 1685-nucleotide messenger RNA. RefSeq names its product 26S proteasome non-ATPase regulatory subunit 4 (gene Rpn10). Lineage: Eukaryota; Metazoa; Arthropoda; Insecta; Hymenoptera; Eulophidae. Gene Ontology annotation, cellular component: nucleus; proteasome regulatory particle, base subcomplex; cytosol. The transcript is spliced from 6 exons. The record is from RefSeq and is a predicted model, not a curated record. Gene Ontology annotation, molecular function: polyubiquitin modification-dependent protein binding. Gene Ontology annotation, biological process: proteasome-mediated ubiquitin-dependent protein catabolic process. Bases 226 to 1368 code for a protein of 380 amino acids.